Messenger RNA from Thlaspi arvense, 1254 nucleotides. NCBI's taxonomy places the organism in Eukaryota, Viridiplantae, Streptophyta, Magnoliopsida, Brassicales, Brassicaceae. The record is from the annotation of a GenBank genome assembly.
CUUGUCGAAGCUAAUUUUGACUAAUUAGCGGAGUGUUUAUAACAUAUCUAAAAGUUUUGGGGUGCUUUUUGUAUUUUUCUAAAAGUAUAGUGGUUUAAUUGAUAAAUAUAAGAAAAGGUUUCCUCAACACUCACCAUCGUCUUCUCCUCUCGUUGUAGAGCUUAACGACGCCGUUCACUGUUUCAGAGAGUUUCAUCAAUUAGGGUUUUUGUUGGCAGUUCUCCAGGCUAAAUAUUGAAUCUAAGCAUGGGUUCGCACGAGCAAUCGGAGAAUAAGUCGCCUGAGAAGAGUGGUUCGAGCAGCGUUUCUAAGAAAGUUGCGGAGAUCUGGGAGCGAAUGAACGAAGGAGUGCCAAAGAGACGAUAUAAUUUUAACUCAAAGAGCCCAACCGCUCUGUCCGCUCAAAAAUCAGCUAAUAACAACUGGAAAAGUUAUCUUGGUGUGGAUGCGAAGAAGAAGGAUCACAAAAUUGUUCAAAAGGAAGAUAUCAUCUCGGAUAAUAAUAAUACAUGCAGCGAGGAGGCUAAGAAAAUAGCUGCAGCCGCUUUGGCUGCUGUCAGAAACGCAACCGCAACCGCUGCAGCUGCAUCGAGCCGGGGAAAGAUUGAGAUAACCGAGGUCAAAGACUUUGCUGGUCAAGAAAUCGAAGUGAAGAGGUUAGUGGAAGCGGAUUCGAAGGAAGCCUCCUCCUCCUCUUCCUCGGCGGCGACGCCUUCAGCGGUUGACGCGGUUCUUGAGCAGAUAAAGAAGAAACAGAAGCUGAGCGUUUUGGACAAGACGAAGAAAGAUUGGGGAGAGUACAAGGAGGAAAACAAAGGUGUUGAGGACGAGCUGGAUAAGUACAAGAAGAGCUCCGACAAGUAUCUCGACAAAGUUUCCUUCUUGGAAAGAGCUGAUUACAGACAGUUUGAGAAAGAGAGAGACGCUCGUUUGGCUCUUCAGUCCAAGAGGAGACACGAUGAUGCCUGAAUCUAAGCUCUUUUAACGUUCUUCUGCUGCUGCUGCUGCUGCUGUAAGUAUUCUUGUUUUCUGGUAUGUAGAGAUGUGAUCUUACAGAACCUUGUAGCAGUUUCCUAAGGGAUUUUUAUGACAUUCUUUGCUGAGCCUAAACCGAGUUCCGGUUUGCUCGAUUGAUUCGGUUUUCAUCUCCACACACUCAUAAAAAGAAAUCAUAGUAACGACAUUAUCAAUCUAAGUUUUGUUGUUACUGUACUAUUAGUGACGGUUUGGUGACGAAAGGUAAUUUUUAUGCUU